Verticillium alfalfae VaMs.102 is the source of this 1479-nucleotide messenger RNA. Its product is annotated as beta-glucosidase. Gene Ontology annotation, molecular function: glucan endo-1,3-beta-D-glucosidase activity; 1,3-beta-glucanosyltransferase activity. Lineage: Eukaryota; Fungi; Ascomycota; Sordariomycetes; Glomerellales; Plectosphaerellaceae. Gene Ontology annotation, biological process: cell wall organization. The transcript has 3 exons. Gene Ontology annotation, cellular component: cell surface; fungal-type cell wall; extracellular region. Bases 1 to 1479 code for a protein of 492 amino acids. The record is from RefSeq and is a predicted model, not a curated record.
AUGAAGGGCUCUCUCAUCCUCGCCGCGGCCGCCGCCGCCGGUGUCAGCGCCUCCAGCGCUCACCGUCACGCCCACGGCCUCUUCAAGAGGACCAACAACGGCACCGAGGUCUGCCUGCCCGGCUGCACCACCAUCUACAAGACCAUCUACGGCGAGCCCACCCUGAUGCCCAACCCUCCCAGCCCCAAGCCCACCAGCCAGGCCCCUCCUCCUCCUCCCCCCAAGCCCACCUCGACCUAUGUUCCCGCCCUCGAGGUGCCCACCCCCGUCGCUGAGGUUUGCGAGACCCCCGGCAUCUACACCUUCCCGGCCACCACCAUCACCGUCAGCGAGACCACCACCGUCUGCGCUCCGGCCACCACCAAGGUCCCCGCCGGCACUCAGACCUACGGCGGUGUCACCACCAUCGUCGAGAGCUCCACCACGGUUGUCUGCCCCUACGCCACCGAGAAGACCACCAACGGUGUCGUCACGAGCGUCAUUGAGACCACCACGUACGUCUGCCCCGAGGCCGGUACUUACACCAUCGCCCCCACCGUCACCGUCUGCGAGAAGGAGGAGGAUGUCGUGUACCCUACCAUCACCACCGUCACCCCUGGCACCUACACGCGCCCUGCCGUGACCACCACCAUCACCGAGGAGCACGUCGUCGUCGUCUGCCCCUGGACCAGCGAGGCUCCCAAGCCCACCCCCACCCCCGUCUACGAGGCCCCCAAGCCCGAGGCCCCCAAGCCUGAGAUCACCAAGGCUGCUGAGCCCGAGCCCAAGCCCACCCCCGCCUACGAGGUUCCCGAGACCCCCAAGGAGACCCCCAAGAAGGAGACUCCCGCCAAGGAGACCCCCAAGAUCGGUGGCGGUGCUGGUGACCACUGGGCCAUCACCUACACUCCUUUCAGCCAGGACGCCUCCGGCUCUUGCAAGUCCGCCACUGAGGUCAGCAAGGAUAUUGCCGUCAUCAAGCAGUCCGGUUUUGAUACUGUCCGCGUUUACUCCACCGACUGCUCCACCCUCGAGAACGUCGGUGCCGCCUGCAAGGAGCACGGCCUGCGCAUGAUCAUUGGCAUCUUCGUCAAGGACACCUGCAACCCUGAGAACCCUCAGGUCAAGGAGCAGAUCGACACUAUCAACCAGUGGGGCAAGGCUGGCAACUGGGAUCUUGUCGACCUCUUCGUCGUCGGUAACGAGUGCAUCUUCCAGGGCCGCUGCGACGCCAACUCCCUGAAGACCCUUAUUGUCUCCACUCUGAACGUCUGGGAGCAGAAGGAGGUUGCCGCUGCCCUCUGCCCCGUCAUCGACGUUGUCGGUGGUCAGAUUCACCCCUACUUCAACGCUGAGGUCGCCCCCUCGGAUGCCGGCAAGUUCGUUAAGAACCAGCUUGACAUCCUCGAGAACAGCAUCUGUGGCAACAAGCCUGCCCUCAACCUUGAGUGCGGCUGGCCUACUGGCGGCAGCGCCAACGGCAAGGCCACCCCCCGGUAA